CGUUAUUUUUUUUUCAUUUUCAUAUUUUCAGGUUUGUUUAAGUUUCUUAGUAUUUCAGUUUGCACACUUCUUACAGAAUAAUAGUUUUUGUUUUCCAUUACAAGUUUAAUUUUUCGUUACUUAUUUUGCUUUGUGUUUAAAGUGGAUAUCUCUCAUAUACAUAUAUAAAAAUAAUGAACAAAAAUGAUCCUUUAGUAACAAACAUUAUACAGCUUACAAAAGUCCGUUUCAUCUCGGAAUCAAUAUAUUAAUACACAAUUUGAAAAUUAAAAUAAAAACUUCUUGUACAGACAUCAUCACCCGAGCGAAUUCCUUAGACAGGGCUAAUAUAGGUUUUCUUUUUAUUUUCUUUCAUUUUUAUAUAUAUAUAUAUAAAUAUUGUUUUUUUGGUAAAAUUUUACACAGAUGAACUUUUUCUACAGUUCGGAGGCGGGCAACAAAGACGAGUAAACAGUAUGCGUGUGAAUGCUUUCUUUGAGAUGGAGACGGAACGAUAGGUUGAUAGAGCGCUGACCAACAUAGGGAAUUAGUAGUAGGGCGAAUAAAAGCAGUUGGCGACACUUGGACAUAACACUUCCGAUUAGUAGCUCAUCGAGAAAUAAUGUUGUGGAAAGCAGUUCCCUUGUUGCUGACAAUCGGCACAGCUCUGGCCUUGAUGCCACUGAAGCCCCAGGUCAACGCGAAUCGCAGCCUUAUGGACUUUAUGCUCCAGUCAAGUGGAGUGGGCAUUGGCGAUCCGGCACUGCAGCAGUACUGCUUCAACCGCUACCUGCCCAUCUUGAAGGCCAUUUCGGAUCAGUACGAGGCUGACUACAACAAGUGUGCGGACACCUACAAGGCGGAGUGUGACGCAAUUGACGGUAAAUUCUACGAGCCUCGAGAAAACAGUGCCAGGAUCGCUAAGGAAACCUGUGAUGCGCUCCUCAAGUGCGACACCAACGAGAAUUAUUUGAAUGCCUUUAACUGCUACGCCAGGACAGGCUCCGAAUAUUCGAAAAUACUGUUCUCUCUGUCGUCGGAUGCCGCUGAAUAUGGUGGCAUCAUCAGAGAGUUGUACCGCGCCGCUGAGUCCAUCGCUGAGUUCUGUGUCAACUAUGCCGAGCGCGUCUUUUGGGAGAGCACCGACAACACCUAUUCCGAGCUGCAGAAGUGCUUGGAUGGUGAGCUGAACGAGCCAACAACAGCCUCGACAACCUCUACAACAACACGAUCAACAUCCUCCCUAGUACCCAAAUCAAGCGCAGUAACCAAAGCAACCUCAGGGCGCUGAAU
This is a messenger RNA of Drosophila hydei, 1272 nucleotides long. RefSeq lists its product as uncharacterized. The transcript has 3 exons. The record is from RefSeq and is a predicted model, not a curated record. The coding region runs from base 602 to 1270 and encodes 222 amino acids. Lineage: Eukaryota; Metazoa; Arthropoda; Insecta; Diptera; Drosophilidae.